This is a messenger RNA of Arabidopsis arenosa, 3668 nucleotides long. The record is from the annotation of a GenBank genome assembly. Lineage: Eukaryota; Viridiplantae; Streptophyta; Magnoliopsida; Brassicales; Brassicaceae.
UUUCUUUCUUCAAUUCAACAAGCAUUAGCAAAUUGCUAUGAUUACUCUGAGAAUCAGAAGAAGAAAUCUUGGUGAACAAAAUCCCUAGUUUUGGGAUGAUGUUUCCACGACUACGAUUGACGAAGGUCUUCUUCUCCCCGAUCCUCGCCGGCAAAUGGAUCGUCUUUGCCGACGGUAGCAGCGGUGGCGGCGCCGGUAGAAAUGGCUACUACGGCGGAUUAUGGUCGUCGGCUAUUGUUCCUUCUAAUGUUGGUUUAGCUGUCGCUGUCACCGUCAUGGCCGUGGCCGUUGCUUUCACCGUCUACUCUCGUAGAGGAGGCAUUGGAUCACCUUGGUCACUGAGGAGAAGAAAGCGUGUUCUUCAACCUAAGCAAUGGAAUGCUUUUUUCACAGAGGAAGGGCGACUCAGUGAUGGAGGUGCAUUUCUGAAGAAAGUUCGUAGUGGGGGUGUACAUCCAAGCAUUAGACCAGAAGUUUGGCCGUUUCUCCUUGGAGUGUAUGAUUUAAACAGCACCAAAGAAGAAAGAGACUCUAUUCGACAACUGAAACAGACGGAAUAUGAAAACCUGCGGAGACAGUGUCGUGAGAUUCAUGAACGCAAUGAAAAUGGCUGCGACUCAAAGCAGACAGCUCAGAGCAGCAACACUGAAGACAGUCAGGAUGAGAACUGUGAAAAGAGCGAUGUCACCACUGAAGAUGCUGCUGGUAAUGACUCAGACUCAACCAACCCUGACGAAACCGAGACUUCACCUCUUCUAGCUAACGAAGAAGUAGAAAGCCACAAUACUGUUAACCAAGAAAAAGACAAUUCGUCUCCAUCAUCAAAGCCAAAAUCUCAGGCAGCGGAGGAGGAUUUCAUGUCAACGUGGCAGAGAAUUAUUCGCCUAGAUGCCGUGAGAGCAAAUGACGAAUGGGUGCCCUACUCACCGUCUCAAGCUGCUGUUUCUGAGACAAAAGCCCGAGGAAUAGCCAUACAGGUUGGUCUCAAUGACUAUGACCACUUGGAACCCUGCCGGAUAUUCCAUGCAGCCCGCCUGGUCGGUAUCCUUGAAGCCUACGCAGUCUACGAUCCAGAAAUCGGUUACUGUCAAGGGAUGAGCGACUUACUAUCUCCUUUAAUCGCAGUGAUGGAAGAUGACGUCUUAGCAUUCUGGUGCUUUGUCGGGUUCAUGAGUAAAGCAAGGCAUAAUUUCCGGCUAGACGAGGUUGGAAUCAGGCGACAACUCUCAAUGGUAUCGAAAAUCAUUAAAGUUAAAGACAUUCACUUGUACCGACACUUGGAGAACCUUGAAGCAGCAGACUGCUUCUUUGUAUACCGUAUGGUGGUAGUUCUGUUCAGACGAGAACUAACCUUUGAGCAGACGCUGUGUCUCUGGGAAGUAAUGUGGGCGGAUCAAGCCGCAAUAAGAACUGGGAUUGCAAAGGCGACUUCUGGGAGAAUCCGGUUACGAGCACCACCAACAGAAGAUUUGUUACUUUAUGCGAUAGCAGCGAGCGUGUUGCAGAGGAGAAAAACAAUCAUAGAGAAAUACAGUGGGAUGGAUGAGAUAAUGAAGGAAUCUUCUCCAAUGGCGGAUACUGUUGAAGAGCCUCAAUUGCAAAAUGGAGCGGUACCAGGUGAGUCCGAAACCGAGCAAAAUCUGACUCCGGAACCACAACUCCAAACUGAGACCAAACUUACCGGAGAAAUUCCGGAAAUAGAAACGGAUGCGACGCCGGAGGAAUUACAAUCGGAGGUAACCGAUGCGAAGCCGGAGGAAGUACAAUCUGAGGUUAAGCCGGAGGAAGUACAAUCUGAGGUAAAGCCGGAGGAAGCACAAUCUGUGGUAACCGAUGUGAAACCGGAGUUAACCGAUGUGGAUCUGUCUCCGGGAGGAUCCGAGGAGAUCCCGAUCCAGUCUAGGGAGGUGAAUCAGGAAUCUUCUUCCACUGAUCAGGAAUCUACUUCUAUUCUGAAGAAAGAAGAUGAUGGGAACAAGACAUUUACCAUGAGAGAGUUGCUUAGCGAAUUAAAAAGCGAGGAAGGAGAUGGGACUCCUCAUAGUUCUGCUUCUCCCUUUAGUCGAGAAAGUGCUUCUCAACCAGCGGAGAACAAUCCUGCAAUGGAUCUGAUUAACAGGAUCCAAGUUAACGAUGAAGAGGGUCGAUCUCGCCAGCGUGUUCUUGCAUUUGCUGCUCGCAAGUAUGCAAGUGCGAUAGAGAGAAAUCCAGAUGAUCAUGAUGCAUUAUACAACUGGGCACUUAUUCUCCAGGAAAGUGCUGAUAAUGUCAGUGCAGAUUCUGUUUCACCUUCUAAAGAUGAUUUGCUUGAGGAAGCUUGUAAGAAGUACGAUGAGGCAACCCGUCUCUGCCCGACGCUUUAUGAUGCUUACUACAACUGGGCUAUCGCAAUCUCUGAUAGAGCAAAGAUGCGUGGUCGCACAAAAGAGGCUGAAGAACUAUGGGAACAGGCUACUAAUAACUAUGAAAAAGCUGUCCAGCUCAAUUGGAACAGUUCCCAGGCAUUAAACAACUGGGGACUGGCGCUACAGGAACUCAGUCAAAUCGUUCCUGCUAGGGAGAAGGAAAAAGUUGUCAGAACUGCCAUUAGCAAGUUUCGGGCGGCGAUCAGGUUGCAAUUUGAUUUCCAUCGAGCCAUAUACAACCUUGGAACCGUUCUGUAUGGAUUAGCGGAAGACACACUUAGAACUGGCGGUUCAGGCAACGGCAAAGACAUGCCUCCCGGUGAGUUAUACAGCCAAUCUGCCAUCUACAUUGCUGCAGCUCAUUCAUUGAAGCCAAGUUACUCAGUUUACAGCAGCGCUUUGAGGCUCGUUCGUUCCAUGCUACCUCUCCCGCAUCUUAAAGUUGGAUAUCUAACCGCAGCACCUGUGGGAAACUCACUCGCUCCUCACAGUGAUUGGAAACGCACAGAGUUUGAACUCAAUCACGAGAGGCUUCUACAGGUACUGAAACCUGAACCAAGAGAAAUGGGACGAAACCUAUCAGGAAAAUCAGAGACAAUGAGCACAAACGUGGAGAGGAAGACGGUAAACGUGAAUAUUACAGAGAUUGUGUCAGUGACGCCUUGUGCUGACCUCACUCUACCUCCUGGUGCUGGUCUCUGCAUUGAUACCAUUCAUGGCCCAGUUUUCUUGGUUGCAGAUUCAUGGGAGUCUUUAGAUGGAUGGCUUGACGCAAUUCGUUUGGUUUACACAAUUUAUGCGAGAGGGAAGAGUGAUGUUUUAGCCGCGAAACGAGUCAACGAUGAGGAAGAAGAAGAAGAGAACUCAGCAAUUGUGUCAACAGAUAUGAGAUUAGCCGCCAUGGGAAUCAUUAGCUUCAUACCUUACUUCAAUUGGCUGAGUUGGGUCUUUGCUUGGCUUGACACUGGAAAAUCUCGUUAUGCUGUUUAUGCUCUUGUUUAUCUUCUUCCUUAUUUGAGUUCGAAUCUGUCUAUUUCUCCAGAAGAGAGCUGGUUACCAAUUACAAGCAUUGUUUUGGGCAUUAUUCAUGUUCAGCUUGAAGCAAGCAUUGCAAAUGGUGAUGUUGAGACACUUUCAUUCUUCAGAAACACUUCUGAUGAAGAUUUUUCAUCUAAGAAAAGAAUCCAUUUUGACAAACAUUCCAAGGAGAAAGACAGUGACAAUGAAACUUGAGAGCCCAAAAAAUAAAGAGGAAAAAUGAAU